UACAAACACAGCCUGUUUACGAGUGCUAUCGAGAAAGUCAACAGUAUAAAAAUGGCCUCUUUUUGCUCUAAUGUUUCUUUGUAAGGUCGAAUAGGAGGUGGUGUUACGCAGUGAAUGUAAAAAAUGAAUGGCAAGAUAAUAUUAGUUCUUUAUGCCUUAUGUGUCAUUACCAACGCUCAAUCAAAUGUGAAGACUACAGUUGAUCACAGCCCGUACUGUGAAGGACUGGCCAAAAUUACCAACCUCUGUAAUGAAGUGUUUAUACACAUGAUGUGCCCACGAACUUGUCAAAUGGAAGACAGGAUUAAAAAGCAAUGCGGGCAUCGAAAGUUUGGUGAUACAGGUACAUUUGAAUCAAAAAGAAAGAAAAGAUUCGACCAGCAGGAAGAAGACUUGAAUCCGCUUCACCAACGUGUUCGACGCAUUGUUGGUGGCAAAGAAAGUGUUAAAGGCGCUUGGCCAUGGCAUGUCGGUUUGUAUUAUAAUGGUGAAUUGCAUUGUGGUGGAGCAAUCAUUUCUCCAGACUGGGUAGUAACAGCUGCUCACUGCUUCGAUAAGGACUCGUCUUCGUAUAAUGAAAAAGACUGGUUUGUCAUGGUUGGUGAACAUAAUCAAUUUUUGAAAGAAGGGACAGAAAAACGACAUAACGUCAAGAAAAUUAUUGUUCACGAAAGAAACUACAAAUACUGGAAAGUUGGAUAUAAAAAUGUGCCAGAUGACUACGACGUGGCGCUAUUGAAACUUUCCACGCCAAUAAAUUAUACUGAGUACGUCUCACCGGUUUGCUUGACGGGUUUGAAUACAGUCUUCAAUUCUCACACUGAAUGCAAGAUCAUGGGAUGGGGUGCAAAAACUUCAAAUGGAGCCACAGAAAAUAAACUACAAGAAGCCACCGUGAAAAUCAUACCACGAGACAUUUGUAACUUGCCUGUUUCGUAUAAUGGUAAAGUGCACGAGAGAGCCAUCUGUGCUGGUUUCAAAUCAGGAAAAGCUGAUGCAUGUAGAUAUGAUUCGGGAGGUUCUAUGUCUUGUAAAAAUGGAAAUUACUGGAUUGCAGUUGGUUUGGUAUCAAGUGGUUUCCAAUGUGGUACACCUAAUUAUUACGGCGUCUACACGAAUCUACCGCUCAUGAAAAGCUGGAUAAUUGAGACUCUUUUAAGUUAUGACGACGACACUAACUCGAUUAUAACAAUCUUUGAACGCAUUUCAUCUAUAAACGCGAAACGAGAGAUGAACAGAACUGGUGAGGUCAAAACUGGUGAACAUCAACGACCAUAUUAUUAUUAAGUAAUCGCUUUGCACUUUAUCUGUAAUUUCAUUGGUUCGUUUAAAAUUGAAAAUGUUGAACUUUGCACUAGUAUAA
Molecule: messenger RNA, 1363 nt
Organism: Hydractinia symbiolongicarpus
Lineage: Eukaryota; Metazoa; Cnidaria; Hydrozoa; Anthoathecata; Hydractiniidae
Product: transmembrane protease serine 6-like
Exons: 6
Coding region: 124-1287 (387 amino acids)
Biological process (GO): proteolysis
Molecular function (GO): serine-type endopeptidase activity
Source: RefSeq, a predicted model, not a curated record